Molecule: messenger RNA, 5044 nt
Organism: Tarenaya hassleriana
Lineage: Eukaryota; Viridiplantae; Streptophyta; Magnoliopsida; Brassicales; Cleomaceae
Product: probable transmembrane GTPase FZO-like, chloroplastic
Exons: 13
Coding region: 111-2909 (932 amino acids)
Biological process (GO): thylakoid membrane organization
Cellular component (GO): chloroplast membrane
Molecular function (GO): GTP binding
Source: RefSeq, a predicted model, not a curated record
GUCGUCGUCGCGAUGGUAGAUCUCCAAGGGAUAAGGAAACUAAUACGAAACACACAAAAUCUCUCGUAGAGCCAAAAAAAAUUCUGUCUUCCCUCCCUUCCUUGGCUUCCAUGAAACCUCUAAUCUCUCACCGGCCAUCUCCAACGGCUCCGUUCUUCUUCUCCGCCGCAUCUCCGCCGCAGCUCCGCCGGUGUAUCCGCUCAUCUUCGUCUUAUUCCUUGUCUCCGCCGCCUCGCUGGCGUUCCUUCGCCGCUUGUUCCCUCUCAAUCAGGAACAUUUCGUAUGACUCCGCUGAUCAAGACCUUCCUUCUAGGCCGCGAACUGUCUAUCCCGGUGGAUACAAGCGUCCGGAAAUUCCCGUCCCCGGCCUCCUCCUCAAGUUAGACGCCGACGAGCUUCUGAGCGGAAGCCGCGACGAGGCUCUUGCUCUGGUGGGCCGAGCCUUGGCUAAGUCCAUUGAAAUCGUGGUGCUCGAUGGCGGAGCCACCGGCGGACGGCUCUAUGAAGCAGCAUGUUUGCUGAAGUCCGUCGUCAAGGGCCGAGCUUAUCUCUUGAUCUCCGAACGCGUUGAUAUCGCCACCGCCGUCGGUGCCAGUGGAGUUGUUCUCUCGGACCAAGGUCUUCCAGCAAUAGUUGCACGAAACACUAUGAUGGGUUCCAAUUCCGAGUCGGUAGUUCUUCCUUUGGUUGCUAGGACAGCACAGGAUGUUGAUUCAGCUCUAAGUGCUGCUAGCUCUGAGGGUGCUGAUUUUCUGAUAAUUGGCUCUGGUGAAGAGAAGCAAGUAGGUUUAGUUGUGGAGUCAUUGUUGAAGGGUGUGAAAAUACCCAUUUACGUGACGCUGUCUGGAAGCACAGGAACGGACAGCGAAGGACUGCAUCUAUUGAAAUCAGGUGCUGCUGGUUUUGUUAUUUCGUUGCAAGAUCUGAGAUCUUCCAGGGAUGAUGUUCUCCGCCAGUGGGCUUAUGCUGUGGGUUAUGAAACAAAGAAUGAGGUUGGCAACUUUGAUAACAAAACGACAAUGGUUCAGGGUAGCGACCUGAAGGAGAAAAAAGGUUCUGGAGGCUUUGUUAAAUUAGAGGACAAAGAGAAACUCAUCAUAGAAAUGGAGAAAUCAGUUUUGAGGGAGGCAAUUGAAGUCAUCCAGAAGGCAGCUCCACUGAUGGAGGAAGUCUCACUUCUAGUUGAUGCAGCUUCCCGGAUUGAUGAACCAUUUCUAAUGGCUAUAGUGGGGGAAUUCAAUUCCGGUAAAUCAACAGUCAUCAAUGCACUUCUUGGGAACAAAUACCUAAAUGAGGGGGUAGUUCCUACUACAAAUGAGAUCACUUUUCUGUGCUACUCGGAGUUGGAGUCUGGAGAGCUACAACGUUGUCAGAGGCAUCCAGAUGGUCAAUACAUCUGCUAUCUUCCAGCAUCAAUUCUCAAGGAUAUAAACAUUGUUGACACACCUGGGACUAAUGUAAUUCUUCAAAGGCAACAGCGUCUUACUGAAGAAUUUGUUCCACGUGCAGAUCUGCUUGUUUUUGUUCUUUCUGCUGAUCGCCCUUUAACCGAAAGUGAGGUUGCUUUUCUUCGGUAUACUCAACAGUGGAAGAAGAAAUUUGUGUUUGUCCUGAAUAAAACAGAUAUCUACCGCGAUGCCCGUGAGCUUGAGGAAGCUAUUUCGUUUGUGAAGGAGAACACUCAGAAGUUGCUCAAUACAGAAAAUGUGAUAUUAUAUCCAGUAUCUGCACGGUCUGCCCUUGAAGCCAAGUUGUCAGCCACUACAUUGGUCGGCAGAGACUAUCUAGAGGUCUCGGAUGCCGAUUCUAAUCAUACAUCUCAUAGCUUCGAUGAACUUGAAAGGUUCCUUUACAGCUUCCUAGAUAGUUCAUCCACUUCUGGGAUGGAAAGAAUAAAGCUUAAACUGGAGACACCAAUUGCAAUUGCUGAGCGUCUUCUUUCUUCUGCUGAAUCUCUUGUGAGGCAAGAGUGCGUAUCAGCUAGGCAGGAUUUGGCUUCAGCUGACAAAAUUAUUGAUCGUACUAGAGAUUACGCUAUCAAGAUGGAGAAUGAGAGCAUCUCAUGGAGAAGAAAGGCACUUUCCCUGAUUGAUACUGCCAGAUUACGCAUUGUUGAGCUCAUAGAAGCUACCCUACAGCUAUCAAAGCUCGAUCUUGUCUUUUCUUACAUGUUUAAAGGGGAAAGUUCUGCCACACUAGCUGCUUCAUCAAGAGUUCACAAUGAAAUACUCGCGCCAGCUCUCUCUAAUGCUCAAGAAUUACUUGGAGAAUAUGUUGAAUGGUUGCAGUCAAAUAAUGCUCGUGAAGGGAGUCUCUCCAAGAAAUCAUUUGAGAACAAAUGGCCAAGAUAUGUCAAUCCAAACGCUCUAGUGGAUAUGGAGACGUAUGACUUGCUUAGGAAAAUGGAUGAAUUCAGCCUGAAAAUAAUACAGAACUUGAGCACCACUUCCAGCACCACUUCCAAAAAGUUGGAACAAGAUAUUCGGGAAGUGUUCUUUGGGACAGUUGGCGGGCUAGGAGCUGCCGGUUUAUCUGCAUCACUUCUGACAUCGGUGCUGCCCACCACCUUGGAAGAUCUUCUCGCUCUUGGCCUUUGUUCCGCGGGAGGGUAUGUGGCGAUAUCAAAUUUCCCAUCUCGUAGACAGGCUAUAAUUGAUAAGGUGAACAGGGCAGCUGAUGCGUUAGCUCAACAGCUCGAAGAUGCCAUGCAGAAGGAUCUCUCCAGGGCUAUGGUUAAUCUAGAAAACUUUGUGGAUAUAAUUGGCAGACCAUAUCGAGAAGAAGCUCAGCAAAGACUUGAUCGACUUUUAGGCGUCCAAAAAGAAUUAUCAGAUAUUAGGAGUAAACUCCAGACUCUGCAAGUUGAAAUUGAUAAUCUUCAUGUAUCACAAGAUGAGAUGAAACUUUAGCUAGCAAAACCAUAUCGAUUUUGCCCUUUUUGAAAUCGUUGAAGGGGGGACAGUGUAUGUGCACUUUGUCAUAAUCAAUAAGAUCUUCAGUUACCACUUUGAUUGGACUUUUUUUGAUUUAUCGGGUGUAAACCCGGCUGGCAGGAGAGGCUCCUGAAAAUACCAAGCAAUUGCAUCAUGUGCAUUUGACACUGAUUUUCUGGAGCAAAGGGCCUGAGAUGUUUGAAAGUCAGGAGCCUUAAUGGAGGUCUAUCUCCAAUUCCAAGAAACUCAUAAGCAUAGGUUUCCCUUGGGAGUAAUUCUUGGCAUAUGCUUGCUAUCCUAUCUAAAGGUAAGCAUAAAACUUUCUUUUCUGAGAAAGGAUUAGCUCUAAAAAGUUUUUAAAAUCUGAUAUUAGCGGAAUAAACAUAGUUAGUGCUCAACAAUGGAGAUAAUUAGAAUAACAUUAUGAUUAAUAAUAUGGAACGUACUGUUUUUGUAAAGUUUAAUGAGAGGUCCCUUUAGUAUUAUUAAUCGAAGUUGCAACAUAAGCCAAUGACAUGUGUUUGCUUGGUAACCCAAUCUUUUUGUUUAAAACAAAGAGAGGGAAUACUAAGCCUGGUCAAAAGUUAGGGAAAGGAAAUGCCAGUUGAGAUGUUUGUGUAAGCCUGAAUGAGAUUCCACCUUCUUUGUAAAGUAGAAUAGACAAAACAUAUUAAAGGGGACAAUAUACAACUAGUGAAUUCUGAGAGAGUGUGUGUGUGUGUAUAUAUAUAAACAAUUUAAAACUUCAAAGGACCUAACUUUGUAUUUUCUUUUGGGUUUGCGGCCAGCAAUUGGAUUGUGGUGCAAAGAAACCCCUUUUAUUUUUUUGGUUUCCUUGUUUCUAAGCUCCUCUUCUCCUGAUUGGUUGGACAAGCUAAAGCAGCAAAGCAAAAGACAAAGAGUAGGGCCUAGGAGCAAAAUUUGAUGGUUACGGUUUAUGAGAGAGAAAAAUAGGGUACAUAUUCUUGUCAGCUUCACUAAUAUAUAGCCUACUCUAUACAUAUUUUACGUCAGCAUAGACCUCCUAGAAAUUCCAUUGUUCUGGGGCAUGGAAUGUCUGCAUUAGUGAAAAAGUUUUCAUGACCUGUUUUAGAAACUCGUUUUGCAACCUUAGCUUUAAGUACGGUUCCGCGUUUAGCUUCGUUGUCUCAAAAUCUUAAUAGAUCCUGGCCGAUGUUACCUUUGGAUGAUAUCAUUUCGAAUGAUGAGAUGCCAUAAUGCAUGUGAAUGGUUGAGACAAGGGUAUGUCUCAGUCAAUCAACAAUCAAUUUCUGUUGUGUGACCCACACCAUAUUAUUUGUUCUUUGGGAGGAUCCCACUGCGAUUUCCCACCUACCAUUGGUUCUGGCUCUUAAGCAAAUUGUGCUAGAUCGUCGACACGAUGUAGAGAUGGAACAUAUCCCUUACUUGACAUGACUCGGUUUCCAUUAGAGUGCGUAUGCAUAACAGGAAAGUUCACCAUGUAAUUUUCUAUAUGCUUGGCUUGUGAAUCUAUGAUUGAUCCUUUUUUUACCGAAUUGUUGUAUAUUGAGUCUUGCAGUGAGUGUCCUAACAAUUACUACUAGGAAACUGUACUUGUCGAAAACACAGUCUGAAGGGUUUUGAGUAGAUUGCCUGAAGAAGAAGCAUGCUUGUGUAAAACUCCUUGUUCAGCUCCUGCUUUGGAUGUGUUUUACUGCUUAUGUUUCCGAAUCUCACAACAUGGGGCUUGUCUCAGAUUGAUUUGAAUCUCGGCUUAUGAUGAUCAGAUUUUACGGUAGCAGCUCCUCGCGUCGGGGAAGAAGCAAAAUAUCCACAGGUGAUUUGCAGAAAACUCAAAUCUCUCUGUUAUACAUACAGAUGUAGCAUUUGGGAGUUCAAUAAGGGCUUGGAUUGGGAUGCAGAUGAUGGAAAUGAGGGAUGAUGUGAAGUAUGAACAUGUUAUGGAGUGUCCGUACGCUCUUUUAUUCAUGUCCUCACGGUUAGCAAGUGGGUAUUCGGUGUGUUGGUCCCAGGAGGUUUUUUCCAAUUCAAUUAUUUGUUUUUUUUUUUAAAAAAAAAAUUGCACCAAUAGGGGGCAGUUUGGUCAUUCUGUUAAUUGUUAUUUAUUUAAUAUAUUUAUUUUUGCGUAA